This is a messenger RNA of Manihot esculenta (cassava), 990 nucleotides long. Its product is annotated as nucleobase-ascorbate transporter 4-like. Gene Ontology annotation, molecular function: transmembrane transporter activity. Gene Ontology annotation, cellular component: membrane. The transcript is spliced from 6 exons. The record is from RefSeq and is a predicted model, not a curated record. NCBI's taxonomy places the organism in Eukaryota, Viridiplantae, Streptophyta, Magnoliopsida, Malpighiales, Euphorbiaceae. Bases 1 to 990 code for a protein of 329 amino acids. Gene Ontology annotation, biological process: transmembrane transport.
AUGGAAGGCAUCGAUACAUGCAUCCCAGACUGCCCUUAUUGCCGCCAUAGACCACCGCCUCUCCACCACUUCUCUUUCUCUUCUCCGCCCCAUUGCCCUAAUUGCCUAAAUCAUUGGUAUACUUUCAACUAUGGCUUCCCUGCUACUGCUUCUUCUGCUUACCCGUAUAAAUCACCACCGCCUGAGUCACCCCCACCUCUACCUCCUCCUCCACCAUCAAAUCUACCUCCAGAACCAUCGAAACCACCACCGCCACCACAUCAAGUACGGCGACGUCGGCGAGAACCGACCAGAUCAAGAAGUGAGAUAGAAAAAGCUUGUGUAGAGCAUUUUCAAAAGAGACGGGUUGAGGCGAAGGCUUAUCUAUCUAAAGUCAAUAUUCCCAUUGGAGAGAAUCCAGCUUGGAGUGAUCCAUCUCUUUAUCUCAUGGGAUUACAGACUUGUAUAGUGAUCAUCUGGACUGCUAUGGUCAUCCCCUCGACGCUGGCCGAGGUGAUCGGCGGUGGCAAUGUGGAGAAAGCUGAGGCAAUCCAAAUGUCGUUGUUUACAGCAGCUGUAAACACGGGCUUGCAGGUUUUGUUCGGUUCUCAACUUCCGGUGGUGAUGCAAAUUUCCCAAGCUUUCAUCAACGCCGCCAUCUCCAUUGCUGUAUCAAUUAAUAAUAAAUUUGGAGACACACUUACUCCUCGUCAGAGGUUUGAGGAAUCCAUGAGACGCAUACAAGGAGCAAGCAUUAUUGGAUCCUUCCUUCAAAUCAUCAUUGGUUACUCUGGUCUAGUCGAGAUCUUCGUUAGCAAACUUGACCUUGUCGCUUCUAUUCCACUUGUGACUCUCACUGGGCUUGAGCUUCGCGACCGUGGAUUUCCACAGAUGAUGAAAUGUACUGCAAUUGGACUCCCAGCAUUGGCUAUUAUGAUUUUCUCAACCCAUGUAAGUGUCCCUCUUAAUCACUUAUUUCCCAAGUUCUCUUUGUGGUUGAAUUGUAUGUAG